AUGCAGUAUGGCGAAGCGUACGGCUCAGCGGCCGUGGUGCGGCGGCACGGCGUGGGCGGGCGCCACGUCGUCUGCUGGCUCUGCCGCGCCGACUCGUCGCCGUCGGACGGCGGCACGGCGUGGGCGGGCGCCACUGUCGUCUGCUGGCUCUGCCGCGCCGACUCCUCGCCGUCGGACGACGAGUACAUCGAGUCGAUCCAGGAGCUGGAGCCGACCGUGCAGGCGGUGCUGAUGGCCGCUAUUCAAGAGCUGAUGUCGCGCGGCGGCUCGGGCAGCUCGCUGCUCGAUCCCUCGCUCGACGUCGGCUGCCUGCCUGAGCUCGCCUCCGAGCUCGAGGUCAUCAAGGACGAGCGCCACAAGAUCCAACAGCGCUGCUACGAGCUCGACAACCAGAUCGUGAUGCUGCAGGACGAGAAGUCGAUGCUGCGGGCCGAGAACCAGAAGCUGCAGGAGCGGCUGCGGCUGCAGCAGGAGCUGCCGGACGCAUCGACCGGCGGCGAGGGCCCCGAGCAGCGGCAGCGCUACAAGCAGCUGCGCGAGAAGCUGGCCGCCGCCGAUGAGGAGAUCUACAAGCUGGAGGCCACGCGGGAGGAGCUGCGCAGCAGGUGCGACGUGGUGGAGAAGGACCUGCGGGAGACGCAGACCAAGAACGAGGAGCUCCAGCGCAUGGCGGACGAGACGCGCCGACUCCGGGAUGAGCUGGAGAUCCUGCGCGACCUGGCGUCCAAGGUGCCGCAGUACGAGGCCAAGCUGGACACCUACCAGAAGCGGCUGCAGGAGAUGGGCGACCUGCGUCGGCAGAUCAAGCUGCUCGAGGAGAAGAACACCGACUACAUGCAGCAGAACAUGGAGCUGGAGGAGGAGCUGAAGAAGUCGGGCAGCUACCGACCGCAGCUGGACCUCUACAAGAAACAAGUGGGCGAGCUGCACGACCAGCUGGCCGAGGAGACCAAGAAGCGCGACAAGGCCGAGUUCGACCUGCGCAAGCUGGCCGAGAAGAUGGCCGCCCUGCAGAGCGAGAAGGAGCGGCUGACGGAGGAGCGCGACAAGCUGCGCGAGGUCAACGACGAGCUGAAGCUGGCGCAGCUGCAGCUGAGCGGCGCGCCGUCGCCGCUGGGCGCCCGGCUGGCCGACGGCGGCUCGCCCUCCGACGUGGGCGCGUUGGAGCAGAUCCCCACCGACGUCAAGGAGAAGCUGCUCCGGCUGCAGCACGAGAACCGGCAGCUGCGCGCCCGCGUGGACGGCGGUCGCCAGGACCAGGAGGAGGCGUACCGCGCGCUGCUGGACGACCUGCGCGCGCGCGAGACCUCGCUGCAGGCUGAGAACAGGCGGCUGAACCAGCGCAUCCUGGAGCUGCAGUCGCACCUGGAGGAGGGCGGCGGCUCGGAGCGCGCGGCCCCCUCCACCAGCCGCCUGUACUCGCUCGAGCAGGAGCUGCAGAACAAGACGAUGCAGAUCGGCGAGAUGGAGAUCCGGCUGGCCGAGCAGGCGGCUCGCACGCAGGAGCAGCAGGAGCAGCUGUCCCGCCGCGACGCCGAGAUGGCCGCCAUGGAGGAGCGCUACAAGAAGUACCUGGAGAAGGCCAAGUCGGUGAUCCGCUCGCUCGACCCGAAGACGGCCGGCUCGGCCAGCUCCCCUGACGUGUCCGUACUGCGUCAUCAGGUCAGCGGGUCUGGCCGAGAAGGACCCGCCUGCUGGAGGUGA
Messenger RNA from Pollicipes pollicipes, 1704 nucleotides. Its product is annotated as protein Hook homolog 3. The record is from RefSeq and is a predicted model, not a curated record. Bases 1 to 1704 code for a protein of 567 amino acids. Gene Ontology annotation, biological process: cytoplasmic microtubule organization; cytoskeleton-dependent intracellular transport. Gene Ontology annotation, cellular component: centrosome; cytoplasm. The transcript has 11 exons. NCBI's taxonomy places the organism in Eukaryota, Metazoa, Arthropoda, Thecostraca, Pollicipedomorpha, Pollicipedidae. Gene Ontology annotation, molecular function: microtubule binding; dynein light intermediate chain binding.